Messenger RNA from Amyelois transitella, 645 nucleotides. RefSeq names its product chorion class A protein Ld5. Gene Ontology annotation, cellular component: egg chorion. Lineage: Eukaryota; Metazoa; Arthropoda; Insecta; Lepidoptera; Pyralidae. The record is from RefSeq and is a predicted model, not a curated record. Gene Ontology annotation, molecular function: structural constituent of egg chorion. The transcript has 2 exons. The coding region runs from base 23 to 616 and encodes 197 amino acids. Gene Ontology annotation, biological process: chorion-containing eggshell formation; multicellular organism development.
AGAACAUCUUUCGAAGUAAAACAUGUCCACUUUUGCUUUUUUGUUGUUGUGCAUCCAGGCUUGCCUCAUCCAGCAAGCCUACAGCCAAAUUCUUGGCCUCAACAGCUAUGGACCAUCCUACGGCACUGUGGGUUACGGCGGAUCUGAAGUGACUGCCAUCGAGGUAGACACAUUUGGUGCCGGCGGAUACGGAUAUAACGGCGGCUUGGCUGGAGUUGGUGGCUUGGGAGUUGGCAACUUGGGUCUGGCUGGCAUCAACAACUUAGGACUGGCUGGUGGCUUAGGAGUAGCCGGCGUUAACAACCUAGGACUUGGCAUCAACUCUGGACUUGGACUUGGCUUGAACUCCGGUCUCGGUUUGGGAGUUGGCAAUGUCGGAAUUGGCGGACUUGGCGUUGGCUCGGUCGGUCUUGCCGGCGUCGGCGCUGGCUACGGCGGUGUGGGUAACGGCGCUCUCGCCGUCGCUGGAGAGCUGCCAGUCUCUGGCACCACCAUCGUCACUGGCGCCGUGCCAGUGCUUGGAGCUGUUGGUUUCAGUGGCAACGUGCCAGCUGCUGGCGCCGUCUCCAUCUCUGGCAACUGCGGAUGCGGUGGUGUUCCAUACGGAACCUUCUAAGCAUCUCACAGAACAAAAUGAUUAAAUAA